AUGGAGCCAAAGAGGUGCUUGGACGGGACUGAGCUGGUCAGGCGGGGUCGGCGUGGCCGCGAUGGACCGCCUCAUCGCCGCGAAGGUUUCUGGGUGGAGGAGCGGUCCCAUGCGGUCGCGGUUCUCGUGGGCUGGCAGGUCUGGAGGGUCAUAGGCCCGUUCGAUGGGGUCUCGCGCGCCAUCUCGAGGGCGCACAAGGCGGGCCAGGCGGAGUAUGCGGCGUCAUGUUCGCCUCACCCGAAAACCCGACCAGUCACCUCACCACCCACCAUGGCUGACAUUGACCCUCCCGUUGACGACAUCUUUGCCGGCAUCAAGAAGAAGAAGAAGGGUACCAAGAAGGUCAACCUCGACGACCUCGAGCUCGACGCCCCCGCCCCCGCUGAAUCGAAGGAAGACGCGCCUGCCAACGACGACGGAGACCUCGACUUUGCCUCGCUCAAGAAGAAGAAGAAGAAGUCUGUCCGGAUCGACUCGGACGCCGAGGACGAGGAGGACGUCAAGCCUAAGAAGGGCAAGCGCGUCGACAAGCUUGGAAACGAGAUUGACGACGACGAGCAGCCUUCCACCCCGCCUGCCGAGUCGGCUGAUGCCUCGGGCGGACUCGACGACUUCUCCGACUUGAAGAAGCGCAAGAAGAAGACGAAGAAGACGUUCGACUUGGACGCGUUCGACAAGGAGCUUGCCGAGACCGAGGCUGCCGGCGGCGAGGACGACGAGGAGGCUCCUCAGCCCAAGAGCAUCCUCAAGAAGAAGGCGACGCCCGCGGGCUCGGACGACGAGGACGAGGGUGUUGACGAGGAUGAGCCGGUCGAGGGCGAGGACCCGUUCGCGAAGGAGGACCGUGACGAGGACAGCCAGACGAGCAAGGCUGAGGCUGCGGCGCAGGCAAAGGCGUGGUUGAAGGAGGACCGUGACUACACCUACACCGAGCUCCUCGGCCGCUUCUUCUCCCUCCUCUACCAGUCGCACCCCUCGCUCUCCGGCGGCGCCGGCAAGAAGAAGUACACGAUCCCGCCCCCGCAGCUCUUCCGCGAAGGCAACAAGCGCUCGAUCUUUGCCAACAUCGCCGACAUCUGCAAGCGCAUGCACCGUCAGCCCGAGCACGUCAUUCAGUUCUUGUUUGCUGAGCUGGGUACGAACGGUUCGGUCGAUGGAUCGAGUCGGUUGGUCAUCAAGGGUCGGUUCCAGCAAAAGCAAAUCGAGAACGUUCUCCGACGAUACAUCGUCGAGUACGUGACCUGCAAGACCUGCAAGAGCCCCGACACGACCUUGACGAAGGACAACAGGCUGUUCUUCUUGACCUGCUCGUCGUGCGGAUCGACUCGCUCGGUCGCCGGUAUCAAGACCGGUUUCCAAGCCGCGACCCGUGCCGCUCGUCGUGCCGCAAGGGCUUGA
Molecule: messenger RNA, 1398 nt
Organism: Rhodotorula toruloides NP11
Lineage: Eukaryota; Fungi; Basidiomycota; Microbotryomycetes; Sporidiobolales; Sporidiobolaceae
Product: translation initiation factor eIF-2 beta subunit
Exons: 5
Coding region: 1-1398 (465 amino acids)
Biological process (GO): translational initiation; formation of cytoplasmic translation initiation complex; formation of translation preinitiation complex
Cellular component (GO): eukaryotic translation initiation factor 2 complex
Molecular function (GO): mRNA binding; translation initiation factor activity; translation initiation factor binding
Source: RefSeq, a predicted model, not a curated record